Molecule: messenger RNA, 579 nt
Organism: Ostertagia ostertagi
Lineage: Eukaryota; Metazoa; Nematoda; Chromadorea; Rhabditida; Trichostrongylidae
Source: the annotation of a GenBank genome assembly
AUGCAGCUGGAGCUGGAUCUGCCACCGGUGAAAACGGUGAUGUACACCACGUGGGGCGAUAUGCUUCGACAUUGGCCGAAAACCACAUUGUGUAUCGUCUCCAAUGAAUUCUGUGAACGUUUCUCGUACUAUGGAAUGAGAAUUUCACCGUACUCUGCUAUCUUACACCAUUUACUUGGAUCAAUAAUAGCUGACGGCUAUAUCGGGAAGUUUUGGACGAUUUUCUCCGUUUCAAUUCUGUACGCCUGCGGUCAAGUAAUUCUCGCUAUUGCUUCCGUCAAGAACAAAGAGUCCAGCAUUCAUCCAUGGAUGGACUUGGCAGGAUUGAUUAUUAUUGGCUUCGGAACAGGUGGUAUCAAACCUUGUGUCUCAGCUUUCGGAGGUGAUCAGUUUGAAGUAGGCCAGGUAAGAGAUGAAACAUGGAUGAGCGAUUACUUCCUAGCCUCUCUUGAUUGCCUUGUUCUCAACUUCUUUACCUGCGAAUUUCAGGAGCGGAUGCUGUCGUUAUUCUUUUCCAUGUUUUACUUCUCUAUCAACGCUGGUUCCAUGAUAUCCACUUUCAUAUCACCAAUUUUCCGA